This is a messenger RNA of Sturnus vulgaris (Common starling), 494 nucleotides long. RefSeq names its product LSM8 homolog, U6 small nuclear RNA associated (gene LSM8). Gene Ontology annotation, biological process: mRNA splicing, via spliceosome. NCBI's taxonomy places the organism in Eukaryota, Metazoa, Chordata, Aves, Passeriformes, Sturnidae. Gene Ontology annotation, molecular function: mRNA binding. The record is from RefSeq and is a predicted model, not a curated record. Gene Ontology annotation, cellular component: precatalytic spliceosome; U4/U6 x U5 tri-snRNP complex; U6 snRNP.
CGGUCGUGGCGGCCUCGCGCUGAGACUCGGCCGCCAUGACCUCCGCGCUGGAGAACUACAUCAACCGUACUGUUGCAGUAAUUACUUCUGAUGGAAGAAUGAUUGUGGGAACACUCAAAGGUUUUGAUCAGACCAUAAACUUGAUUCUGGAUGAAAGCCAUGAACGAGUGUUCAGUUCUUCACAAGGGGUUGAGCAAGUAGUACUGGGUUUAUACAUUGUAAGAGGUGAUAAUGUUGCUGUAAUUGGUGAAAUUGAUGAAGAGACAGAUUCAGCUCUUGACUUGGGGAAUAUUCGAGCAGAACCUUUAAACUCAGUUGUGCACUGAAAAGAUGAAAAUACACAGGGACUUUGUAAAUCUUUGGUUGUACAGACCUAUUUAGCAAUGUGGACAGUUUCUACAAAUUGUGUUUAAUUUGUUUAGUCACCAGUUUUUUAUUAUGAAUAUGGUGUAGUUUUGCAUGUAAAUUAAAGUUUCUACAUUUUGCUAAAGGUA